AUGAAGAACGCUUUUUGCGAGGAUCAGGAAAUGGAAUUAGAAGGCUCUCCAAUCGCGGAGACGACUUCUUACGUAGAUCUCGAGCUUUCGAUGAACAUGGAGAACGAUCUGAAAGAAGAACUAAACAAGAGGCAAAGGGCAGCUUGGACCACCUUCGGGCCCCUAAAGGAAGCCAUAAACCGAAUGACAGACACAGGGCUCCGAGCUAACCUGUUCGAUUCAACUGUUCUUCCUGCGCUCUGCUACGCAGCAUAG
Molecule: messenger RNA, 255 nt
Organism: Strongylus vulgaris
Lineage: Eukaryota; Metazoa; Nematoda; Chromadorea; Rhabditida; Strongylidae
Source: the annotation of a GenBank genome assembly